GCAUGGGGCUGGUUAUUGUACAUCCGACAAAGAAAUUCUCAGUUCUGCAUGGGGGCGAGUUAACAUUUUUGAAUUCAUUUAAAUGCAUUGAGUUGCAUUUAAAUAAUUUGAGACUGCGUGAACUGAAUGUGUGAUCAAGGUCAAUUUGAAAAAAAAAAUAAAAAAAAAGUACAUGCGUAGAGACCUAAUCCAGCGAUCCCUCGUGUAUCAGUCCACUAUGUUGCCACUGAGUUACGGAACAAUUUAACAAACAUCUACAAUCAAUUUUAUAUGCACCGCAUGUUGGUUUUCCUGUCACGGAUUGAAUUGUAUAGAUCAACAUUUGCUGAAAUUCGCCGGGAACGAUUGGGGCAAAUUCGAGUGUGUAUUUGCUCUCACCAACUUAGCCGCAACCAAAGAUAUUCGCAACUGAUUUUGAAGCGUUUGCGUGCUGACACAUUGAACUGAAUUCGCUGACUUUAAACUUUUACAUCGUAUUUAGUUAAAGAAAAACUAUUAACAAAGAAAAAUAAUAAAGAUUACAAUGAAGAACGAAAGUGGUAAAGAAGAGAAUAAAGAAAAACUGAAUGAUUUACCAAAGGAUUUAGCAGACGAAGACAAGUCACUUUGGGGUUAUGAUUUAUAUCCUGAAAGGAGAGGUGCAAAAUACAAACCUUCUUUAAUUAAUACAAUGCUUGGUAUCGAAGGUCGAGAAGACAUAAACAGAAUAAAAUGUGAAAGAAACGUCUAUAAUGUGUUCCAUAGUAGUCCACUAGUGAAAUUGAUGGCAGCAGCGCUAAAAAGUUCAGGAUGUGAGUUUGAUAUUCGAAGACACGUUUGCUGUGAAGUAUGUGAUUACUCGGUCAGCGGUGGAUAUGAUCCUAUACUAAAUCAGAUUGUCGUGUGCCAGAAUGUCGCACGAGGCAAAGGAAUGAUCCAAGGAGUAAUGACUCACGAAAUGAUUCACAUGUUCGAUUACUGUCGCAAUGAACUUGACUUCAAAAAUAUUGACCAUUUGGCCUGUACGGAAGUUCGAGCUGCUAACUUAGCUCACUGCAGUUUUCUCAGUGCAUGGUCGCAAGGCAAUGCUUCAUUGUUCAAAAUUAAAGAUGCGCAUCAGUUACAGCCAACUUCCUAUUGGCUACUCGCUAGUGAGCGGAUCAAUCAGCUGUUCUCACUGAAAGACGCCUCUCUUCCAAUAAAGUGGUGGGAGCCAGUGAAAUUUUUCCUUAUACUGCGACAAACGGGAUCCAUUCAUUUAAGAAGCCUUGCAAUAAACGGGUCUCUACUGUAUUUGGUAUAUAAGGUGAGUAGAAAAAGUUCCUCCUUAAGUGGUAUUUGUGUAGAAACAGGAAAGACGUCCUUUUUGGAUUAGCUGAAAGUAUUAUAUUUAUGAAUGGACUUCUUCAAUUGAACAAUUAUAAUAUUAUGUCAAUGUUAAGGUUAUAUGUCACUUUGUCUCGAGAUGGCCUCUGCCAUUUUACAUACACAGUGCUAUUUUACAAACUUUUUACAGUGUCGUUUUGCCUUCUACAAAAAUGUUCAUAUAUAGUAUACAAUUUUAUAGUACUAUUUAAAAUAAACAAUUAGUUUACUUAUUAUGGAUAAUUUCAGAAGAUGAAAACACAGAAUGAAACA
Belonocnema kinseyi is the source of this 1617-nucleotide messenger RNA. RefSeq names its product mitochondrial inner membrane protease ATP23 homolog. Gene Ontology annotation, cellular component: extrinsic component of mitochondrial inner membrane. Gene Ontology annotation, biological process: mitochondrial proton-transporting ATP synthase complex assembly; mitochondrial protein processing. The transcript is spliced from 6 exons. Gene Ontology annotation, molecular function: metalloendopeptidase activity. Lineage: Eukaryota; Metazoa; Arthropoda; Insecta; Hymenoptera; Cynipidae. The record is from RefSeq and is a predicted model, not a curated record. Bases 524 to 1354 code for a protein of 276 amino acids.